Molecule: messenger RNA, 336 nt
Organism: Puccinia graminis f. sp. tritici CRL 75-36-700-3
Lineage: Eukaryota; Fungi; Basidiomycota; Pucciniomycetes; Pucciniales; Pucciniaceae
Exons: 3
Coding region: 1-336 (111 amino acids)
Source: RefSeq, a predicted model, not a curated record
AUGAAACUUGCAAUCAGUUUUUUGGUAGCUUUAAUGCUGGUCAUUUCAGUUCAGAGCGACGGUAAUUCUGGAGACGACCCUACCCUAUCCUUCAAAUGUAGUCUCCCAGGGACAAAGCAUGGUGUUUGCAUUGCUACAGCAGAUACAUUUACCUAUACGGUUGUAACAACUACCCGUACAGCCAAUGGAAUCUAUUCCUGUAAGAACGUAAAUGUUGGAAAGACUCCGGCCACAGGUGAACGCUGUUGCCCUCAUAAUUUUGUGGCCAAAAAUCAGGUUAAGACCACAGAUAGUGAUACACUAACUAUGAAAUGUACGGCACCUGAUGCACAUUAG